CGGAAUCUUUCUUCUCUCCUUUGUCAUCUCCUACUUUCACUCUUCCUGUUCUUGUGAGGAACGGCGUGGAUAGUCGAUAUGGCCAUGAACGUGAAGCCUCUAAAUGCUGAUACAACGUUCUUGAUCGACUUCAUCCCUUUGUUCGCGCCUGCACGUGCGUCGGCUCGGUUUCCUGGAUCCUUUACUGUCUUGAUUGAUCCUUGGGUGACUGGAAGCUCUUCUGUUUGGAAGGAAUCUUUCCAAAUAUCACAUCACACAACUUCACCAUGCAUCUCUUCGUUGAGAGAGAUUCCACAACCGGACCUCAUCAUCAUAUCGCAGGACAAACCCGAUCACUGCCAUAAGCAGACCUUGUGCACUCUACCAGCAGACGCCAGGAUUCGCAUUCUGGCAACUCCAGUAGCUUCCAAGCUGAUAAGAUCAUGGAAGUACUUCACACAUGCGACUGUCGAAACAAUGCAGCCAUACAACAGCAAGAAUAAUGACUCGAUUAUACGCAUUCCAAUCCCUGGCUACUCCUCCUUUAGCCAAGGCGGUGAAGUCACUGUGACUUACGUGCCUCAACGGAUGGAUCCUACGAGGCUUCACAACGCGAUAGGCCUUACAUAUCGAGCACCAAACAGCACAACCACAUCAGUAAACGGAUCCGUCGUCAAUCUGUUGAACCUACCGCCAUCCCCACAAGACUCUCCAAUGGCAGGAAAUUUCCCAGAUCCAAUGAACGGUCGAAACAACCCUAUGACACCACCUGAUUCGCCCAUGGAGCUAGAUGGAAACUCGCCUAUGUUUCCGUCACGCGAAAAGACCAUCAGUGUUCUCUACAGCCCCCAUGGCGUCGCAUAUACUGCCAUUGAGCCAUAUGCAUCGUCACAUUUGGCCAAAGAGUCGGCACUACCUCUCACGGCUCUGUUUCAUUCGAUCAACACGGAGGAGAAUCCGUGGUUCAUGGGUGGUGUGGUAGCAGUAGGAUAUCCAGGAGGCGCUGAGAUAAUCCGGAACCUUGGAGCUCGAUACUGGAUCAGCGCACACGACGAGGUCAAGGACAACAGAGGUUGGUCUGUGGCGUGGAUCAAGAGUAGAAUGUACUCUUCGGAAGAAGCACAACAAAAGUUAGACGAGGAAACGAAAAGCACCGUAUUGCAUCAGGAUGGAAAGCACGGAACACUUGGCCCAAGGACCCAGAUCUUCAGACUGGAUGUGGGAGAACAGCUACGCAUCGUUUGAUUUUGGGCGCACUUUGAUUUUUCCAGCGAGCAUAUAACGACUAAUGAAGGGUAAUGACUACUAAUGAGGCCGUAAUAAAAGAAGGCAAUUUCUCGAACGCACUUUCUACCUGCUGCCGUUUCAUUCGUUCUUCCUGACCAAAACUCCCCUCGGAUCAUAUCUCUUCUUCACGGCUUGUAACCUCUCGUAGUUGUCGCCAUAGACC
This is a messenger RNA of Aureobasidium pullulans EXF-150, 1429 nucleotides long. RefSeq lists its product as uncharacterized. The transcript has a single exon. The record is from RefSeq and is a predicted model, not a curated record. The coding region runs from base 79 to 1224 and encodes 381 amino acids. NCBI's taxonomy places the organism in Eukaryota, Fungi, Ascomycota, Dothideomycetes, Dothideales, Saccotheciaceae.